Asparagus officinalis (garden asparagus) is the source of this 1686-nucleotide messenger RNA. Its product is annotated as aspartic proteinase Asp1-like. Gene Ontology annotation, molecular function: aspartic-type endopeptidase activity. The record is from RefSeq and is a predicted model, not a curated record. NCBI's taxonomy places the organism in Eukaryota, Viridiplantae, Streptophyta, Magnoliopsida, Asparagales, Asparagaceae. Gene Ontology annotation, biological process: proteolysis.
UAAACCAUCUCGGUCUUCCUAGUUCUCAUCGCUCCUCCUCCUCCUCUCUCUCUCUCUCUCACCGGCGGAGCACCACACCCCAAAACCCCUUAAUCUCACCUCCCUCUGCUUACUUGUCCCACUUAAUCUCCCUCCACGUGUCCUCCAUGGCCAGGCUCAUCCCCCUGGCCCUGCUUCUCGUCACCUCCCUCCUCAUCAUCCCCUUCUCCUCAGCAGCCGCCCGGCGCCAGCUCGCCGUCCAAAAAAUCGAAAUCGCCUCCGCCGCCUCCGCCGUCAUGUUUCGCCGACGACCUUGACGCCGUCAAGAAACCGCCGUCGUCGGCCGUGUUUCCGAUCUACGGCGACGUGUACCCUCACGGGUUGUAUUAUGUAUCGAUGAGCAUUGGUGAUCCGCCGAAGCCCUAUUUUCUUGAUGUGGAUACUGGGAGCGAUCUGACGUGGCUUCAAUGCGAUGCUCCUUGUGUUAGUUGCUCCAAGGUACCGCAUCCGUUGUAUCGGCCGAGAAAGAACAGUCUGGUACCGUGCAAGGAUCCGCUGUGCGCGGCGCUGCACGCGUCGACGCAUCAGAAUCAGGAGUGCGAGUCCCUGGAUCAGUGCGAUUACGAGAUACAGUACGCCGAUCAGUGGUCGAGCCUCGGCGUUCUUGUAUCGGAUGCGGUCGCUCUUAGGCUUGCCAACACUUCGCUGGUUCAUCCUCAGCUCGCAUUCGGGUGCGGAUACGACCAGCAAGGCGCAGGCGUGAGCGCCCCGUCGCCAACCGACGGUGUUCUCGGGCUCGGAACCGGAGAGGCGAGCAUAAUGUCGCAAUUAAAAGCGCAGGGAGUGAUCAAAAACGUGCUCGGCCAUUGCCUGAGCAGGAGAGGAGGAGGCUAUCUUUUCUUCGGUGACGAUCUCGUCCCUUCCUAUGGUGUAACUUGGGCUCCAAUGUCUCGCAUCACACUCCGGAACUACUACUCACCAGGAAAAGCGAGCUUUUACUUCGACAGGCGGUCUUUGGGUAUCAAAGAACAGCCUGUAGUCUUCGACACUUACUUCACGAAUCAGCCAUAUCAAGCAUUCCUCACGGCGUUGAAGAAUGAUUUACGCAAGAAGCCACUGAAAGAGGCAGUCGAGGACCCCGCGCUUCCAAUCUGCUGGAAGGGAGCCAAGCCGUUCAAGUCUCUACUGGAUGUGAAGAAGUUUUUCAAGAGUUUAGUUCUGAACUUUGUGAACGGGAGGAAAGCGGCUCAGAUGGAGAUACCCCCAGAGAACUAUCUGAUCGUUACGAAACAUGGCAAUGCAUGCUUGGGGAUACUCAACGGAACCCAAGUAGGACUCAAGGAUCUCAACAUAAUCGGAGAUAUCUCGAUGCAGGAUGUAAUGGUGGUCUACGACAACGAGAAGCAACAAAUCGGCUGGGCUCGAGUGAACUGCGACAGGCUUCCAAAUGUCGAUGGCGUCUACGGGUUUGAUGACGGCUACUCUGAGCCUUGGUUUGCCAGCAUCCUUGCUGAAGAAUGCCCUGCGAAUUUCAAUGUCAAAGAACUGUGAUCGUGGGAAGAUAAGAGAAGGGCUUUGUUGAGACUGUUGUGUAGUAGAAAAGGAUGAUUAUGUUUCCAUAUUGGGUGUCUACAAAUACAUACAUUCAUGAAUUAUCAAAAGAAUAAAUAAGAAAAGAGAUCUAACUGUUGUGCUGUUUCGUUUUAA